This is a messenger RNA of Rotaria sp. Silwood1, 891 nucleotides long. Lineage: Eukaryota; Metazoa; Rotifera; Eurotatoria; Philodinida; Philodinidae. The record is from the annotation of a GenBank genome assembly.
AUGUCUGAACAAUCUUCAACUUUAACGACUGAUCAAAAUCAUAAUGAUAAUACUGAAAAAGUAACCAUAGCAGUGACAUCACAAUCAGUGAUAGAAUCAUCUUCUUCUGAAACAUUCAAUUCGGAUGUUGAUUUUCAAGAAAUAUAUCUUUGUGCAAAACAUAAUCGUAACUGGCCUAAACUAUCUAAUGCAUUAAUGGCACAUCCUGAUUGGUUAACAGUAAUUCCUGAUGAUCAUCAAUGGUCAAUGUUACAUCAAAUAGUUUAUUCUGGUAAUAUAAAACAUUUAGAUGAAGUUCUUGCAUUACAAACAACUAAUUCAAAUUUUCGUCUUCUAUGUGAAACACGAGAUGGUAAAACUGUACGUGAAAUUGCUGCUGAACAAGUAAAUAUUCAUUCUGAAAUGUUACAUCAUAUUGAACAAUUUAUUGUUAUUGAUGAAUUAUUAAAUAAUGCUAAAAAUCGUCGUUGGGAUUUAGUUAAACAAUGUAUUACAUUACGACCAGAUAUUGUUAAUGAAAAACCACCAUAUCGUCGUUUUUAUUUAAUACAUCAUCUUGCUUAUGUCGGAAAUCUUGAUAUAUUUAAAGAAUUAAAUGAAAUUUGUCAUUUUAGACUUGAUUUAUAUGCUGAAAAUCAAACAAUCAGUCAACUUGCACGUCAACAUAAUAAAAUAGCAUUUGCUGAAUAUAUUGAAAGUCUUCAAAUAAUAAACUUAAAUAAAAUAAAUGAAGAUACAAGUGUUCAAACUGUAUCAUCAAAUUCAACAGGUAUAUUACAUUAUAAUUUUGAGUUUUAUGAGAAUUUUUCUAAAUCAUCUAUUUUACAAAAUAUUAAUUUAAAUAAUACCGAAUGGAUAUGUUUUAUAUUUUAUUUUUUUGUUUACUAUUGA